AUGCCGCCGAACCAACGCCAGUUUCAAUUCAGGGCGGCUUUGGUAUUCAACCCUAAUAUUGGUACUCUGAUUCCCAAUGCACCUGUCGAGUUCAGACAUGGCGUUGUACUUCCAUAUCAGGAUGUCCGCCCUCCUGUACAAGUCUUUCGACAAAUGCCUGAUGCUCAGGUUUACUCUCCGAGAGGAAGAACACCAAAAGCGUGA
Messenger RNA from Colletotrichum truncatum, 204 nucleotides. RefSeq lists its product as uncharacterized. The record is from RefSeq and is a predicted model, not a curated record. Lineage: Eukaryota; Fungi; Ascomycota; Sordariomycetes; Glomerellales; Glomerellaceae.